This is a messenger RNA of Acyrthosiphon pisum (pea aphid), 774 nucleotides long. Its product is annotated as zinc finger MYM-type protein 1-like. The transcript has 5 exons. The record is from RefSeq and is a predicted model, not a curated record. Bases 1 to 774 code for a protein of 257 amino acids. NCBI's taxonomy places the organism in Eukaryota, Metazoa, Arthropoda, Insecta, Hemiptera, Aphididae.
AUGGAAGGUAAAAGGAAAAAAGAUGAUAAUACUAAAAAUACACUUUUAACAUAUUUUUCAAAAAAAAGUCGUAAUAAUAAAGAAAGCUGUGAUGAUGAUCAUCUAAAUCAAACUAAAACUAAUGACCCAGAGACACAGAAUAUUGUAUUGUCAGUAGAUCAGCCUUCAUGUUCGACAUUAAAACAAGAUGAAGUUAUUGAUAAUGAAUUGGAAACUAAUUUUAGAUCAAAUGAUAUAGGGCUUUUUACUAAUUGUACACUUACUGAUGCUGAUAAAAAGCUUGUGCUUAGAAAUGUGUGGGUACCAAAUGUAAAUUAUGAGUUUCCAUUGUUGGAAAAAUAUAAAGCAAGAGGUCUGAAAUUUCAAUAUAAAUGGUUCACAGAAUUUAAUUGGCUUGUUUAUUCAGAAAUUAAACAAGGAGUUUUUUGCAAAUACUGUUUGCUUUUUGCUAAAUAUGGCGGUAUUGGUGGCCAGCCUCUGGGGCAACUAGUUUCAACUGCUUUUUCAAACUGGAAAAAAGCAAAAGAGACAUUUCGAAAUCAUUCCAAGUUGAAAUACCAUUUAUCGUCUGUAUUAGAUGCUGACCAUUUUUUAACUAUACUUGACCAUAAACAAGUUACUAUAAUUGAAAAAUUAGUAACAAAUAGGACAGAACAAAUUAAAUUGAAUAGAAGUCGCCUAAUUCCAAUAAUUGAAUGUGUCAUAUUAUGUGGACAACAAGAAAUUGCACUCAGAGGACAUCGCGAUUCUGGAAAAAUAAACGGUAACUAUUAG